Molecule: messenger RNA, 2256 nt
Organism: Carassius auratus (goldfish)
Lineage: Eukaryota; Metazoa; Chordata; Actinopteri; Cypriniformes; Cyprinidae
Product: UDP-glucuronosyltransferase 2C1
Exons: 6
Coding region: 291-1877 (528 amino acids)
Molecular function (GO): glucuronosyltransferase activity
Source: RefSeq, a predicted model, not a curated record
AUUUAGAUGAAACUUAAAAGUUUUCUGUUGUGAAAUAUGCCGAAAUAGGCUAUCAUACGUAUAAUAAAACUUCCCCCAUAAAAUUUUAAUCACGAAACAGGAAUAACAGCUACGUGCAUUAACCUGUUUUACCUUUUCUUUUGGUCUGCGCCUUUUGUCUGAAUAUUUUAUUGAUAUAUGAUCUCCAUGAGCCAUGACUUUGCACUGGUUAAUAAUUAUACCUGAGAGUAUAUGUAGAGGCGGGACACUGGUGAUCUCACUCUCUCUCUCUCACUCUCUCUCUGGCAAUCAUGAGACUCGUAGUCUGUUUUCUUUCUCUGCUCACUCUUUUCGGUCCUGCAGAAUGUGGGAAUGUUUUAGUUUGGUUUACUGAGGGCAGUCACUGGAUCAAUCUGAAGAUCGUGUUGGAAACGUUGAUUGAAAGGGGACACAGUGUCACGGUGUUGGUUCCGGAUGCCUCUCUCUUCAUGAAAGCUAAAGAAUCGGAUCGCUUCUCGUCCCAGCCCUUUAACGUGUCCAUGGAUGUACAGGAAAUGAGAGACUUCAUUGAGGAAUUUCUAUAUUUCUCAGUGUAUGAGACCGAUCAGUUAAACUUACUGCAGAUUCAAAUGAAAGUCUUAGAGUUUACUUCCAAACUUCAGGAAAUGUCUAUAGCAUACUGUGACGGCAUUCUCAAAUCGCCAGAGUUGAUGGAGAAAUUGCGGAAUGGGAAGUUUGACGUUGUUCUGUCGGAUCCGAUCUACGCAUGCAGCGAUAUUGUGGCUGAAGAGCUGAACGUUCCCUUGGUUUACACGUUCCGGUUAUCUGUUGCUAAUGUUGCUGAGCGGAUGUGUGGUCAGUUACCAGCUCCACCUUCAUUUGUUCCUGGAGUCAUGAGUAAACUCACAGACAAGAUGAGCUUCACAGAACGAAUCAUCAAUAUGCUCUUCUACCUUUCUCAAGAUUUUUUUGCCACUCUUGCUUGGAGAAAAUUUGACAGCUAUUACACUGAAUAUUUUGGACGGCCCACAUCAUUUUGUGAGAUGACGGGUAAAGCUGAUAUCUGGUUAAUCAGAACCUACUGGGAUUUUGAGUUUCCACGGCCAUUCCUGCCCAACUUCAAAUAUGUUGGAGGCCUUCACUGCACCCCUGCCAAACCAUUACCCAAGGACAUGGAGGAGUUUGUACAGAGCUCAGGGGAUGAUGGGAUUGUGGUCUUCACUCUGGGGUCUUUGGUAGACAAAAUGCCUAAAGAGAUAAGCAAUAAGAUCGCCUCAGCACUGGCACAGAUUCCACAGAAGGUUUUAUGGCGAUACGGCGGAGAGAAGCCAGAUACUCUUGGUGAAAACACCAGAAUCUAUAAGUGGAUCCCUCAGAAUGAUUUAUUGGGUCACCCCAAAACCAGAGUAUUCAUCACUCAUGGAGGCACUAACAGCUUAUAUGAGGCCAUUUAUCAUGGUGUUCCAAUGGUUGGGAUUCCCUUGUUUGGUGACCAGCCUGAUAAUUUGGUUCAUAUAAAGGCAAGAGGGGCUGCUGUUAGUAUAGACAACAUCAAAACCAUGGAGCCACAAGACCUGGUGGAUGGACUCAAUGCCAUCAUUAAUAACUCAUCGUAUAAGGAGAAUGUUAUGCGUUUGUCCAGGAUUCAUCAUGACAGACCAGUAAAGCCUUUAGAUGAGGCUGUGUUCUGGAUUGAGUUUGUCAUGCGCAAUAAAGGCGCUAAACACCUGCGUGUCGAGGCCCACAACCUUACCUGGUACCAGUACCACUGUCUGGACGUGUUCACUUUUCUCAUCACUAUCCUGACUGUAGUCCUCUACGUCUUCUUUAAAAUGUGCAAAUUCUUCAUAAUGCGUUGCUGUUUUAGAUCAAAAAGUAAAAAAAGCAAAAAAGAGUGAUUAAGAUUUUUGAUUGCUUUGAAUAUUCUAUAUAAUGCAUUUUUAUUAUUUUUUUUUACAUGCAUUGAAAAAUAGGUAUGAUGUCAUGUCAGUGCACUGUUUAUACUGGGAAUUCAUGUUUAAAGAUGCCACAAAUUAUGUUUGAAGAUUUUAUACCAUAUUUGCAAAUAUGUUCAUAUUUGAGCUUACUGUAAGUUUUAUUUGUGAAAAUGCUGCCUUGUUAGUCUGCUCUGGCUGUUUUAAGAUUGAGUCAUACAAAAACAAAAAUAACAACAGGCUUACAAAUUCUUUCAGACAUCGAAACUAAACAAAUAAAUAUGCACUUGUUUUGUAAUUAAUUUACUGAUCAUUAUAAAUAAAAUCAAAGUUAGAACGUGAA